ACCCUGCGUGGCUCGGCACGUGCACUACGUCACCAGAGUUGGCACUUGGCACCCUGAACAGCAGAUGGUUCGCGACAUGAAACCGCAACAUUUGGACCCUUGGCAACCACCAACCCAACUUCGCCCCCAUCACUUCAACGGUCCCAACGCCGUCAACAAGGCAAAAGGGAGAGCGGCGCCACGAUGGACAUAUUCCGCGGGCCCGAUCUGAACAGCAGCAGUAGCUGCAACUCGACCGGCAGCGUGCACGUCACGCCCUCCAAGAGCCAGAAGGACCUGGGCGUGCAGCUUGUGUUGUCGCUCGCGCUUGGUGCCACGGCACUCAUCACCUUCUGUGUAUUGCGCCCACGAUGGCCCCAACUAUACGCCGCGCGCAAGCGACGAAUCGAACCACAAAUUCGGCUGCCCGAACUGGGGACAUCGUUCUUUGGGUGGAUGCCGAAGCUAUACAGGAUAACGGAGCAUGAGGUCCUGGCAAGCGCAGGUCUUGAUGCCUUUGUGUUCCUGAACUUCUUCAAGAUGGCCAUUCGUCUUUUCUGCGUCAUGGGAUUCUUUGCCCUGGUCGUUCUUCUACCCAUCAACAACCGAUUUCGAGAUUUCCGACCGACCUUUGGUGAUAACAAAACCGAAGACGGAAAAGACAUAUCCCAGCUGGGCUUGUCGCCUACGCUCUUACCGCUUGACGACGACGACAGCAGUUUCGGCAUGUACAAGGGCGGGCACCACAAGGACCUCAGCUCUGAACGAACAUAUCUAUGGGCCUAUGUUUUCUUCACGUACCUGUUCGUUGCGAUGACAAUGUACACCAUAAACUGGGAGACAAUCCGCAUCAUCAAAUUCAGACAAGACUACCUAGGUUCUCAGUCGACUGUCACCGAUCGAACUUUCCGUCUGACUGGUGUUCCCGAGGAUCUUCGAUCCGAAGGCCGUGUCAAGCACUUGAUCGAAAAGCUCGAAAUUGGGAGCGUCGAGUGUGUAACGAUGUGCCGGAAUUGGAAAGAGGUCGACGAUUUGAUGGAUGAUCGAGACAAGCUUCUGCGGAAGCUUGAAACAGCAUGGGCCAAAUAUCUACAAUCGCAAAAUAAAGACAAGCAAACACAACGGCCAGGCCAGGUUGCGGCACCUGCAAAUGGCAACCCAACACCGCACAUUGACGAGGAGGCCGGCGAAACCCAGCGCGUCCUCGAGGACAAUACAGACAACCCGCACAUGAUGGAAGGCGAGCGACCGCAAACAACGAUUCGGUAUGGGCCAUUUCUUCUGCGUUCUCGCAAAGUGGAUGCCAUCGACUAUUACGAGGAGAAGCUGCGCCGGAUCGAUUCGAAGAUCGUGGCUGCAAGGAAAAAGGAUUUUAAGCCAACCGACAUGGCCCUGGUCACGAUGGACUCUGUCGCGUCCUGCCAGAUGGUCAUUCAAGCACGGAUUGAUCCUCGGCCUGGCAGUCUCCUGACCAAAGCCACACCGGCGCCCUCAGAUCUGGUGUGGAAGAACACGUACGCGAUGCGUGGCAUCCGUCGCCUCAAAUCAUGGUCCAUCACAACCUUCAUCUGCAUCCUGACUAUCCUCUGGAUAUUCCCAACCGUUUUCCUCGCCUCGCUGCUCAGCUUCUGCACCGUGGAAAAGACGGCACCCGCCUUUGCUGCCUGGCUGAAAGAUCAUCCCAUCAUGUACUCCUUGCUACAAAAUGGUGUACCGACGCUGGUGGUGUCUUUACUCAACGUGGCAGUCCCUUACCUAUACGACUGGCUGUCCAACUACCAGGGCAUGAUCUCGCACGGCGAUGUCGAGCUCUCGGUCAUUUCCAAGAACUUCUUCUUCACAUUCUUCAACACGUUUUUCGUCUUUGCCAUUUCACUCACGGGUCUCGACUUUCUGAGCAAGCUUCAAGACUUCCUCAAAGACACCAGCAAGAUCCCCCGCGCCAUCUCGGACGAUGUGGAGUGGCUGUCCGUCUUCUACAUCUCCUUCAUCAUGCUCCAGGGCAUCGGCCUCAUGCCUUUCCGCAUGCUCGAAUUCGGCAGCGUUGUCCUGCAUCCCAUCUACCGGGCAAUGUCGUCCACGCCGCGCGACUACGCCGAGUUGGAGAAGCCGCCCGUGUUUCAGUAUGGCUUCUACCUGCCAACGGCAUUGCUCAUCUUCAACUUGUGCUUGAUAUACAGCGUGCUUCGUUGGGGCUUUGCGAUUUUGAUUUUCGGCAUCAUCUACUUCGUUCUUGGGUAUUUCACCUUCAAGUACAUGGUCAUGUACGCCAUGGACCAACCACAGCAUGCGACCGGGGGUGCUUGGCGCAUUAUUUGCUACCGCAUCAUGAUCGGUCUGAUCAUUUUCGAGAUUGUCAUGGUGGGACAGAUUGCGGCCGAAUCCGCGUUUGUGCAAUCUAUCUUCAUCCUGCCGCUGAUUCCAUUCACGAUAUGGUACAGCUAUUAUUUCAAGAAGCGCUACGAACCCCUGACCAAGUACAUUGCGCUUCGGGCAAUCAGGUCAACGGAAGAUCACGAGGAUGCCGUUUUGAUGGAUGAGCAGUUUGCGGACGAGGGAGAGUCGCGGCCAUCACAGGCUCUCUUCCGAAGGGGCAGUACGCUGGAUGAGUACCGUGAGAAAGGCGUGACUUUUGUCAACCCCAGCCUUGUGGUCCCUUUGAAACAACCCUGGGUCUAUCGAGAUCCGCCGCCGCUUCCUACAGAGGAGGAGACGAAUACCUCGACAGAAGAGCUGCCCUCGCUGGUGAUGCCUAACACUGUUUCUGGCCUGGGCAUUGGUGAUGCCAACGUCUGGCGGGAUAGCGGUGCUGAUGCGGCGUGAACAUGCUCCCCUAUGUAUGGCUGACAUGGAGACUGUGUGUCAGCCUCGCACUUGAUUUCAGGUACACUUGAUGGAAAGGAUAUACCCAAGGGCUAUUCUAGGUAGAUUAUAAAUGCGUUAAACGAGGAAUCACAUUUGUCACGUUGUCUGGGAAUGCAGUCUAUUGUUAACGUUGACCCUCAUUCACU
Emericellopsis atlantica is the source of this 2990-nucleotide messenger RNA. RefSeq names its product cefP protein. Gene Ontology annotation, molecular function: calcium-activated cation channel activity. The transcript is spliced from 4 exons. Bases 184 to 2802 code for a protein of 872 amino acids. Gene Ontology annotation, cellular component: plasma membrane. NCBI's taxonomy places the organism in Eukaryota, Fungi, Ascomycota, Sordariomycetes, Hypocreales, Bionectriaceae. The record is from RefSeq and is a predicted model, not a curated record.